Capronia coronata CBS 617.96 is the source of this 1410-nucleotide messenger RNA. RefSeq lists its product as uncharacterized. Gene Ontology annotation, cellular component: nucleus. The transcript has 5 exons. Gene Ontology annotation, biological process: protein K48-linked deubiquitination. The coding region runs from base 1 to 1410 and encodes 469 amino acids. The record is from RefSeq and is a predicted model, not a curated record. Gene Ontology annotation, molecular function: ubiquitin binding; cysteine-type deubiquitinase activity. NCBI's taxonomy places the organism in Eukaryota, Fungi, Ascomycota, Eurotiomycetes, Chaetothyriales, Herpotrichiellaceae.
AUGGCAACCCCCGAUGCGGAUGAAAUGGAACGAUUUCAGCAACUGUCUGACCAAUAUCAAGCAGACCUUCCGGGACCAUUAAUCGGAGACAAGAAGCCUUUGUCCGAGCUUGUAACGGAGUAUGCCCAGGCGGAUGAGACUUAUGUCGUCAAGACUACGGCACUUGCUGUAACUCACACUGCAUAUCGACCGAUAAAGGGAGAUGGACAAUGUGGAUGGCGAGGCGCUGUCUUUGGCUACUUCGAGAUUCUCCUCCAAUCUGGGGACAUUGGCCUGAUCGAUCAGGAAUUGGUCCGCCUGCAGAGUUUUGAACAAACAAUGCGGGCAGUCGGUGUCGACUACGAUAUCAUCAUCGACAUGUUUGACUACACGUGGGAGCUUUUCGCCGCCAUCAAAGCCGCAGCAGAACGAGGCGACAAAAGCGACCAUGUUCUCCUCGAGAUCAUGAAUGAUGCACCCAAAUCCGACUCGAUCGUGUACCACUUCAAGAUGAUGACAAGCUCUUUCAUGCAAGUUCAGUCCGAACGCUACGAAGCUUUUCUCGAAGUGCCUGUCGCCCAAUAUUGCCUGACGAGAAUUGAUCCAGCAAACCAAGAGAUCGACCAUAUUGGCCUACAAGCCUUGACCGAUGCAGUCAUUGCUCCGGCGUAUAUUGCGUUGGAAGUCUCGUAUCUGGACAGGAGCACCGGGAACGAGGUGACUCCGCAUCAAUUUGUCCUCAACUCCCAGAAUUGGCCUGCAAUCCGCCUGAUCUAUCGUCCAGGUCAUUACGACAUCAUCUACAAAGACGACAACCCCAUCCAGGUCUUCCUCCAAGCCGAGGCGCCUCAAUAUAUCGCUCCACUGAGCAAUGAGCUCUUCCGGGGCGAUGCCGACGCGAUGGAACUGUACUUCACAAUGUUUCCCAACAUGCCGACCCAGAGUCAAGGUGGGCCACAAGUCGAACCGUCGACUAAUUCCUCCCAACUGCAGUAUCGGCAUCCUCAACCAUCGUCGUUCACAAAUUCCAGCCUUGGACAGCAAUCUUAUUUUCCACCGGUCUCUCAAAGCGUACCUCAGCAGCAACCUACCUUGCCGGUCAGAACACACUCACUCCCAUAUCCGGUGCAUCAAUCCCCGAUGACUCCAUCACAUUCGCAGGUGUCACGCUCUAGCAUUUCUCCGCAAUCACCACCUCCGAACACCCCAGGAGCUGGUCCUUGCGGACCCGGAACCACACCCCGCAGGAGUACGGAGCCUCAAAUCAGAUACAAUGAGAUGUGUCAUAUCUACAACAACCAACGUCAUGAGAGUCUUCCUUUGGAUCCGGUGUCAUUCGGCAGUUCCACGCAAAGCCCUGCCAACUAUCUCAAUCCCGACUUCCAACCCUUGAUGUGGAAAGCGGAAGAACAGUAUCACAAACGAGAGUAA